Helicoverpa armigera (cotton bollworm) is the source of this 6612-nucleotide messenger RNA. RefSeq names its product retrovirus-related Pol polyprotein from transposon 297. Gene Ontology annotation, biological process: DNA integration. Gene Ontology annotation, molecular function: nucleic acid binding. Bases 1495 to 5169 code for a protein of 1224 amino acids. The record is from RefSeq and is a predicted model, not a curated record. Lineage: Eukaryota; Metazoa; Arthropoda; Insecta; Lepidoptera; Noctuidae. The transcript has 2 exons.
CUGUAUAACUUAAAUUAUUCAAAAAGUAAUAAUUUAAAAGAAUAAGCUGGCAACCCCAAGAGAGAGCGGGGGUGAAGAGGCGCGCGGAGGCGGCCAUUCGAAGAGGCAUGGCGGUUGCGACUUGCGAUAUUGUGAAAAUUGAUUAAGUUCAUAUAAUAUAUAUAUUAUCAUUGAAUUCGUAAGUGUUUUUCUAAUAUUUCAGAAGUGACAAGUACACAUCGCUCCACGAACUUGAGAGAAAGUAAAUAUAUAUAUUUAUCGCUAAGCCGAUGGAGAAUUACGCACGUGACGGUCUCACGCCGCCGUUACCUACGGGUAAAACAUGUUCAAGGUCAACCAAGAGAAAAGACGAUAGUUACAUGUACUCUCGAAAGAAGCGUUGUAGGUCACGCAGCCCAAGUCGCGGACGACCACGUCGCAAAAGUGGUCAUCAUGAACGUCGCAGGCAUCGACGUUCCGGAUCUAGGCUGAGAACCACUAAGAGGAAAAGCAGGAGUAGGUCACGAUCCACUUCAAGAAACCGCCGUUCACGGUACCGUCGUGACUCAUCUCACAGCCGCCGGCGUAAUAAUAGUUAUUUCUCAGACUCCACCAGUAACCGAUCAGACAGCCUACAGUCUAAGACUACUCAUAGCUCUGACGAAUGGAGCACCGGCUCGUCUACGUCGUCAGCUGAACGCGAAUCACGAUCGAGGUCAAGGGAUAGCAGAACAUACGACUCUCGGCGCCGUCAUCGCGACCGUCGUACUAAACCAAGGCGAUCCAGUCACUCAGAAAUGGAAAGACUCGUUAGUGCGAUUAGUAACCACAGCCGCAAUACGUUUGUAGGAGCGCACGAUAUAAUACCUAAAUUCGAUCCAGGACUGAAAACGCAAACUUCAAAAUCGUGGAUCAAAAAGGUUAACGAGACUGCUGAUAUGUACAACUGGAGUGAUAAGCAGAUUAUCUUUCACGCAUUGCCCAAACUCGACGGUCUAGCACGACGGUGGUAUGAAGGUUUAUCGUCAGUGAACCUUAGUUGGAGGGAAUGGCAGCGGAAGAUUCUAGAAAAUUUUCCGGAUGACAGGAAUUACGCCGACCGUUUAGUAGAAAUGCUGGAUAGGAGGAGCAAGCGCGAAGAAACUCUCGAAGAAUAUUUUACGACAAAAUUAAACUGAUAAGCCACUGCAAUAUAAAGGGAAAGGACGCAGUAGACUGCGUUAUACAUGGGAUUUAUGAUAGUAAUAUUAGAUUAAACGCGCAGGGUGCGAAUUUUAGAAGCCCAAACAAGCUCCUAAGAUAUCUGCGCAGUAUUACUGCUAAAACGUUUAAAGAUAAUCGGAAGACUCUAACGCAACCAAACAAUAGAAUAAAUAAAUCCAAUUUUAACGGAAAAGGGCCGGAUACAAGCAAAAUAGUAGAAUUUCGGGUAUUAAAUGCUUUAACUGCUCCGAAAAUGGGCAUACUGCACCAAGAUGCACAAAAGAAUGGCAAAGAUGCGUAAAGUGUAAUCGUAUGGGCCAUAUAGCAGAACACUGUAGGCGAGAUCAAGCCAAUAAGAUUACUAAAACAACCACCGACGAUAAGAAAGGAAGUUCAGAAAAUAAAGUACUACAUAUUACCGGUAACAAUGAAAAAACAAACAUAUAUAACAAGAUGGUGACCAUCAACGGUCACCAGAAACAUGCCUUCCUUGAUUUUGGCAGCCAAUGUACAAUCGGCAAACAAAGUUUGGCUGACGAAUUGUCCCUAAAACUAGAUUCUAAGGAUCUAUUACACAUUAGAGGUUUCGCAUUUGGAACAAUUCAGCCUAUUGGGAAAGCAAAGGCUGAGAUAGUACUGGAUUUUGUGAAGGCUGAGGUAGACAUAUACAUAGUGCCAGAUGAGUAUUUAAGUACAGAUUUACUAAUUGGCCAAAAUUUUACGGAAAGACCAGGUGUGGUAGUAUACAAAACUAGCACAAGCCUAACUCUAUAUUCCGAUUUCCCCGAAAAGGUUGAUUUGUUAAUCGCGGAAGAUACUACGGUUGGUAAAAUGACUAACAUCAAAAUCCGCUACGCAAACCAACACACUGGAUAUAUAUACAUACCUGGGAAUAUAUCUUACAAGAUGGACGAGGAAAUUAUUACAAUUCCUGGCAUAUAUCAGGUUGGUGAUGGUGUAGGGAUGUUGCCAGUAAUUAAUUACUCCGGAAAAGAAGUCCUUAUGCGAAAAGACAAAGUUAUAGCUCGUGCAUUACCUAUACCUAAUAUACCUACGCUUUUGCAUACACCAGUUUUAGAGGUAAAUAACAUAAUAGAGUCUGACAGUACUAAUUCUUAUAGUUAUAAACCUUUGACUAUGGACAUGUUAAAUAUAGGUACCGACGCUACGCAUGACCAACGUGAUAGACUACUAACACUACUGAACGACUAUAGGGACUGUUUCGCGUUAGAAUUAGACGAACUCGGUAGGACCCCUAUUUCUGAAAUGCAUAUCAAAUUACAGGACGAUGUACCUAUAUCCUAUAAGCCUUACCGCUUACCCUAUACAGAGAAACUGGUAGUUCGAAAUUUGGUGAACGAGCUCCUUGAUUCUGGCAUUGUGAGGGAAUCCAAUUCAUCGUAUGCGAGCCCCAUAGUCCUUGUUAAAAAGAAAAACGGCGAGUAUCGUUUAUGUGUGGACUACAGAGCCCUGAAUAAGAAAACUAUCAAGGAUUCUUACCCAAUGCCGGUCAUAGAUGACCAGUUAGAUCGUUUGAGCGGUAAAAACUAUUUUACCAGUCUCGACCUUAAGUCUGGGUACUAUCAGAUUCCCGUCGCGGAAGAUUCCAAGCAUUUAACCGCAUUUAUUACACCAGACGGACAUUAUGAGUACACCAGGAUGCCGUUUGGCCUCGUGAACGCUCCUGCUGUAUUCCAACAUAUGAUCAACAAGGCUCUGGGUAAGGAUAGAUACGAUCUGGCAAUGCCUUACAUGGAUGAUUUGUUAUCCCCAGCCACGACGAUAGAUGACGGGCUGGACAAACUCAGGAAAAUAUUGGAGUCGUUACGCAAAGCAAGUUUGACACUCAAUGUUAAGAAAUGCUAUUUCUUUCAAACAUCUUUAGACUAUCUGGGGUAUGAGGUAUCCAAAGACGGCCUAAGGCCUGGAAGCAAGAAAAUCGACGCCGUCGCGUCUUUUCCGGUCCCAACAAAUAUACAUCAUGUGAGACAAUUUGUCGGUUUGGCAAGCUUCUUCCGAAGAUUUAUUCCGAACUUCGGUGCUAUCGCCAAGCCGUUGACUAGUCUCACGAAGGCCAACGUGCCCUGGUCAUGGGAACAACCUCAAGAAGAAGCGUUUAAUACAAUUAAAGCCAAAUUGAUUCAGCGGCCUUUAUUGGCCCUUUAUGACCCUAGUUUCAUUACAGAAGUACACUGCGAUGCAAGUAAGCACGGAGUAGGAGGCAUUCUACUUCAAAAACCCGAUGAAAAGUCACCUCUGAGACCGGUAGCUUAUUUCAGUAAGCAGACUACUAAGGAAGAGGAGUUUUUGCACUCCUAUGAGUUAGAAACUCUAGCCGUAGUUCUAUCGUUGAAGAAGUUUCGCAUAUAUCUCAUCGGUAUUAACUUUAAGGUAUACACCGACUGUAAUGCCCUUAGAACGACACUAACAAAGAGGGACUUAGUUCCUCGAAUUGCACGGUGGUGGCUUCUGCUUCAGGAGUAUAACUUUACAAUAGACUACAGACCUGGAGAGAGUAUGAGACACGUGGACGCUUUAAGCCGCAAUCCCAUAACAUCGGUAGAUGACCCCGGAUUGUUGGACGGGGACGAAUUGGCGAUCAUGAAUAUUGGGACCACUGACUGGUUGCAGUCGGUACAAUUGGCGGAUCCACAUCUGAAACUAGUCAGAUCGAUACUAAACACCGAUAAGAGGGACAUAAAGGAUAUUAUGGAAAAUUAUGUUUUACGAAAUGAUAAGAUAUACCGAAAAAUUGGAGAUCAACUUAAAUGGGUUGUCCCUAACGGGGCUAGGUGGCGCAUCUGCCAGAUGGGUCAUGACGAAUCUGGGCAUUUCUCUGUAGAUAAAACCCUCGACAAGAUACAAAAAGAUUUCUGGUUCCCCAAAAUGACGAAAUUCAUCAAAAAAUACGUGUCGUCGUGCCUCAACUGCGCUUAUAACAAAGCGUCGACUGGCAAAAGCAGCGGCUACCUGCACCCUAUCCCCAAAGGGCGCACCCCCUUUCAUACCUUACAUAUGGACCACUUAGGUCCAUUUGUAAGAAGCAAAAAUGGAAACGAAUACAUUUUAGGGAUUAUUGACGGAUAUAGUAAAUUUAUAUUCAUUAAAGCGGUACGAAAUCUCAAAAGCAAAACGACUAUAAAAGUUUUAAAGGACAUUUUCUGUGUGGUAGGUGUCCCAAAAAUCAUAAUCAGCGAUAGGGGAACAAGUUUCACAUCCCUAUUGUUUAAACGAUACGUCCAGUCUAUAGGUGUAAAACAUGUUCAAAACUCCGUGGCAACCCCGCGAGCAAAUGGGCAGAUCGAGAGAUAUAACCGGACCAUACUGGAGUCUCUAGCCGCAUCCAACCACGGUCAGGAUGAACGAGAUUGGGACAUGCACAUAGAAAAUGUGCAGUGGAGCCUGAACAAUACCCGAAACAAAACUACUGGAGUCUCUCCGUCCGAAAUCGUGUUUGGUAAAAGAACGACUGGACCCAACGAAGGGAACAUUCUUAACGCCUUACGGGAAGACGACAGCGUAAACACUGACAAUGACGAGGAACCGAAUACGGAAGAAUCAACUGAUAAAGAACCGAAUGGAAACGAACCGAGUAGAUACGAACUUGACAGAGAAAAACAAAGAUCUAUAAUUCGCGAGCUAGCCAAUAAAAAUAUAGAAGAUAGUCAGAAACAGAUGAAGUUAAGAUAUGACAACAACAAGGCACCUACCAAGAUGUUUAAUUUAGGGGACUUAGUCAUGAUCCCCAACCAUCAUCUCCCCGCAACCGGAAAAAGUAAGAAGCUUCUUCCUAAAUUUAGAGGACCAUAUAAAAUAUCGGCGGUACUCAAAAAUGAUCGGUAUGAAAUUUCCAGUAUUGACGGUCUGUCAAAACGGAAAUAUAAAAGCAUAUAUCCUGCUGAUCAACUAAAGAAGUGGAUCACGUUUAAUACUGACAACAAUAGUGACGCACACGACCUAACCGACAGCGACUCCGACAUUAACUGAAUAGUGAUUUCUGACACUUACUCGUUUACUGUAUCAAACACUUAAAUAAAACUACUCUUACAGAUUUUAUAGCGGUUUUAUUAUAUUAUUAGCUGAAACUAAUACUUAUAUGUAUCACUAGCUUAUGAUAUCUUUCCCACCAGUUUACUCCUUUACCUAAUAUUUUACAGGCAUCACACAUCUACAUACAUGUGUGUGUAUUAAUAAUAUGUACAUACAACACUCACUAUUAUAAUAUAGUAGAUAUUACCUAGAUAACUUCCCCCUUCCUCUAAGGCUACAUUCCAGGAUAUACCGGAGUCAAGGGAGGAAUAAAAUCUGCCACUACGUUCACUUUGUUGGUGGAAAUGGAUACAAACCAUGUACGUAUAAAUUGGUGGUGAAGGUCACCAACCGACAUUUAUAACACCUAAUUGUCUGAGUGAUGAUGACUGAAGGAUACCGUAGCGUAAGGUGCUCACUGAGACUAGUGAAGGAUACCGAAACGCGCGGUGCUCGUCACAUUACAAAGCAAACAUUGGAGAAGGAUGCUCAUUUAUUGUGGCGCUCUCCUAUGACGUUCAACUCGUUAAAGAAUACUGUGGCGUAAGGUGCUCACUGAAACUAGUGAAGGAUACCGAAACACGCGAUGCUCGUCACACUACAAAGAAAACGUUGGAGAAGGAUGCUUAUUUAUCGGGGCGCUCUCCUAAGACGUUCAAUUCGUCAAACUACAAGACGGCACUAAUCGAUGCAGAUUUGUAUCUUACUUACUAGUUGGCCUCUCUAAUAAUACGUUAGAGAACCAUUAAUUGUUAUCGUAACUAACUAAUCUAAUAAAUUAAAUAUUAGAGAUAACGCUACAAAUCAACCUCAAGUAUUUUGCAAUAAUUGUAAAGAUAAUAAUAUUAUUAUAUUUUACUUCUGGAAAUCAUAAAAUUCACUGAAUUAGUGGCCAGACAUUAACUUAAACUUGUUUGACUGACACCAAAACCUAACUAAUUAAUUUAAUUCUCAUAUCCACAGACCCUUUACUGGAUUAAACCAACCGAAUCUCUGGACGACUACAAAAGGCGGAUGGAGAAAUAAACUUCAAAAGAGCGGAAGAAAAUAGACAAAAUUAUUAUAGGAGUAAAGCAGUUAACUUGAAGAAAUUAUGGAAACUGAUUUACUUCACAAUCAUUAUCAUGAAACUGUAUGAGGACAUACCACGUACAGCUCGAAUGGCCGACACGGAAUAGGGUCAUUCCGUUAACAGGACGGCCGUCUAUUAGCUGUAUAACUUAAAUUAUUCAAAAAGUAAUAAUUUAAAAGAAUAAGCUGGCAACCCCAAGAGAGAGCGGGGGUGAAGAGUCGCGCGGAGGCGGCCAUUCGAAGAGGCAUGGCGGUUGCGACUUGCGAUAUUGUGAAAAUUGAUUAAGUUCAUAUAAUAUAUAUAUUAUCAUUGAAUUCGUAAGUGUUUUU